AUCCAGUUCAGAUACAACCCGAGCGUCCGAAAACAAGACAUUCUUACUUUCGUUUUCGCCGAGGCGAAGUUUGGACGAAUAUACAGUAACUUUAUCAGUACAGAGACAAACUGAAGUUGACACCAUGAAGACAUUUGUCGUCGCAUUUCUCGUCGGAAUGCUCUGCUUUUCCGCUUCAAUGGCCAAGACAUCUCCCCCCAAGGUUGCUGUGUACAGCCGACUACCAGGACAGAACCUGAAGGAAAACACCUUAGUCUGUCACGUGACCGGCUUCCACCCGCCAGAAGUCCGCAUCGAGCUGCUGAGGAACGACCAGGUGCUCCCCGGUGGCCACCAGACGGACCUGGCCUUCGAGGAGAACUGGCACUACCACCUCACCAAGCACGCUCCCUUCACCCCGAACGGAAAAGACACAUUCUACUGCAGAGUGACUCACAUGGGGAAGACCAAGAUAUAUACCUGGGAACCCGAUAUGUAAGCUCUACGCAUUGCCUGCUCCAGGUCUGCCAAGCGUCAAGGAGAUGAAUCUUGGAAUGAUUGGUCUAUAUCAUGGGCUUUCAUGUCGGAAGAAUUAGAGAAAGGAUUGCACUUAAUAUUGCACUUUGAUUCAGAAAUAACAUGUAAAAAUAUAGCUUCGUUAAAGAGUAACUAAACCCCAAACCCUGUUUUCAACAAAAAAACAACGUAUAUUGGUAUUGUUGUCAAUUCAUUCAGGUCCAAAUGUAGGCAUUUUAUCCAAAGAUUGAGGAUUCUACAUAUUGUGUCAAGCCCAGUCGUUAAUGUGGUUGUUUUUAAAAAAUAAAUUUUACCUUUCCAGGGUAGAGAUACUUCAUCCAAAAUGAUGUUACUCUUUAAGUAUUUGCUGAUCACUAGAAUUGGAAGGAAGAGAUCCUAUCAAUAUAUAAGGUAUAGGAUAAAGUUAUCACAGGGUUAAAAGACAUGGAUAUAUUAUGAAAUCAGUUUUUCAUUACAUUGAAUGAUGGAUUUUGGCAUCUGCUGAAGUGUCCUGUCAGCUUUGAGCCCACAAAACAAAUUAACAAGAACAUUUGACCGAUAUGAAAAAUAUUGCUCCAUGGAGCUUUGAGGAAGCUUAUACACUGGCGAAUAGAGAUGUUAAUGCUUUGCAUUCCUGUGUGCGUUUGAUGCUUGAGCUGUAGUGGCUAAAAGACUGUCAUCUUAACUGUUUCCAUUCAUUUAAAUGUUAAUCAAAGUGCUCUUUAAUUUUCUUGUACACAUGAUCUAAUGAAGUAGAGGAUUUAACUUCAAUAGAGCUACAUGACUGCAAAAUCUUCUUUAUGCUGUCUCUGAAGUUUAUAAUAGCAGGUCUCAGUUUGACAUAUUGGGCUCCGAUUUACUUUGCAAAUGUAUUUCAUACAGUAUGAUCGGGUAAUAAAGGUGUAUUACACUU
Molecule: messenger RNA, 1408 nt
Organism: Anoplopoma fimbria (sablefish)
Lineage: Eukaryota; Metazoa; Chordata; Actinopteri; Perciformes; Anoplopomatidae
Product: beta-2-microglobulin-like
Exons: 4
Coding region: 125-478 (117 amino acids)
Biological process (GO): antigen processing and presentation of exogenous peptide antigen via MHC class II; immunoglobulin production involved in immunoglobulin-mediated immune response; peptide antigen assembly with MHC class II protein complex
Cellular component (GO): MHC class II protein complex
Molecular function (GO): MHC class II protein complex binding
Source: RefSeq, a predicted model, not a curated record